AUGCACCAAUCGGUGAUCCCAGCACUGUACUGUGUCACCGUUGAUCACAAACACUCAAGCGAGUUCCAGAUGUUUGUUCUGAGAACAGAUGGUGAAGAAGAUGCGGCAUGGUUUAAUAAACCCAAUCUCAGACCAAACAGAUGCAAUGCUGCCCAACUCGUCCGCUUUUCUUUGCUCACCUCACACCGACAUAUUCCCGACGAGACAGAAAUUGUCGUCAGGAGAAAGCUUGAGCAAAUUACUGUCACUCGAGACCGUCAGAGGUUGGAGAAGAUCACUCGGACAGUUUCGCAAGCAAGCGGCCGGCCUUCCAUGCCAAAUGGAGAAUAUCCUUCAUCGACUGAACGUAACACAACCACUGACGAUGGCAAGGCAUCUCAGGGCCCGAUUCUUUUCUCACUCAAUGAACCGGAUUUGGGUUUCCCAAUGACCUACACUACAUCUAGCCCUCUUGUUACGCUCUCAUAUCAAAUCAAAUUCCCCUUCCCUUCUCUUACCGAUGAAGCAGCGGGGCUCCUCCGCCGCGUCAACGUUUUCACCGACAGCUCAGGCAACUACUGGAUGAACCGCGUUGACUGA
Molecule: messenger RNA, 579 nt
Organism: Colletotrichum higginsianum IMI 349063
Lineage: Eukaryota; Fungi; Ascomycota; Sordariomycetes; Glomerellales; Glomerellaceae
Exons: 3
Coding region: 1-579 (192 amino acids)
Source: RefSeq, a predicted model, not a curated record